GGAGCUCCGGUGGGCUCCAUUCACUUCUUCCCCGUGAGUGAGUGGGCCGCCAGGGGUCCCCCGCUGGCACUGGCAUCAUGGUGCGGAAUGUGGAUGACCUGGAUUUCCACCUGCCCUCGCAUGCCCAGGACAUGCUGGACGGCCUGCAGCGGCUGCGCUCGCAGCCCAAGCUGGCCGACGUCACGCUGCUGGUGGGCGGCCAGGAGCUGCCCUGCCACCGUGGCCUUUUGGCACUCAGCAGUCCCUACUUCCAUGCCAUGUUUGCAGGAGACUUUGCCGAGAGCUUCUCCGCACGCGUGGAGCUGCGGGACGUGGAGCCGGCCGUGGUGGGGCAGCUGGUGGACUUUGUGUACACGGGCCGCCUGACCAUCACCCAGGGCAACGUGGAGGCGCUGACGCGCACGGCCGCCCGCCUGCACUUCCCCGCCGUGCAGAAGGUCUGCGGCCGCUACCUGCAGCAGCAGCUGGAUGCUGCCAACUGCCUGGGCAUCUGUGAGUUUGGGGAGCAGCAGGGGCUGCUGGGCGUGGCUGCCAAGGCCUGGGCCUUCCUGCGGGAGAACUUUGAGGCCGUGGCACAGGAGGAUGAGUUCCUGCAGCUGUCCCGAGACCGGCUAGCCACCUGUCUGGCCAGCGACCUGCUGCAGGUGCAGCCGGAGCAAAGCCGGCUGGAGGCCCUGCUGCGCUGGGUGCGCCAUGACCCCCAGGCCCGGGCCUCCCAUCUGCCUGAGCUGCUCAGCCUGGUGCACCUGGACGCCGUGCCCAGGCCUUGUGUGCAGCAGCUGCUGGCCACCGAGCCGCUGAUCCGGGAGUCAGAAGCAUGCCAGGCAGUACUGUCCCAGGGCCAUGGUGGAGUGCUGCCGGCCCUCCUGGGGAAUCUGGAGGAGGUUCUGGUGGUGGUGGGCGGGCGGUCACUGGAGGAAGACGAGGAGGGCGGCGAGGAGCCAGCCAUCCACCCCGGGAACUUUGCCUUCUAUGACACCAAGGCCAAGAGGUGGAUGGCACUCCCAGACUUCCCCGACUACCACAAGUGGGGCUUCUCCCUGGCGGCCCUGAACAACGACGUCUAUGUCACAGGCGGCUCACGGGGCACCAAGACAGACACCUGGUCAACCACCCAGGCCUGGUGCUUCCCGCUGAAGGAGGCAGCCUGGAAGCCCGUGGCACCCAUGCUGAAGGCCCGCACCAACCACGCCAGCGCAGCUCUCAACGGGGACAUCUACGCCAUCGGUGGCACCACUCAGGACGUGGUGGAGGUGGAGAGCUACGACCCCUACACAGACAGCUGGACGCCUGCCAGCCCGGCCCUCAAGUACGUCAGCAACUUCUCGGCCGCCGGCUGCCGCGGCCGGCUCUACCUGGUGGGCUCCAGCGCCUGCAAAUACAACGCGCUGGCCCUGCAGUGCUACAACCCUGUCACAGAUACGUGGAGCGUGAUCGCCUCGCCCUUCCUGCCCAAGUACCUGUCCUCGCCACGCUGCGCGGCACUGCACGGGACGCUCUACCUCAUUGGUGACAACACCAAGAAGGUCUAUGUGUACGACCCCGGGGCCAACCUGUGGCAGAAGGUGCAGUCCCUGCACAGCCUGCAUGAGAAUGGCGCGCUGGUGCCACUGGGCGACGCGCUGUACGUGACGGGAGGCCGCUGGCAGGGCAUGGAUGGCGACUACCACGUGGAGAUGGAGGUCUACAACACCGUGCGUGAUGCCUGGACCCGCCACGGUGCCCUGCCCCGCCUCUGGCUCUACCACGGGGCCUCUGCCAUCUUCCUGGAUGUCUCCAGGUGGACCCAGCCCUUCAGCCCCGCCCAGGAGCACUGAGUGGGAAAGGGGCUCCGAAGAGAGGGUUCCCAGAGCAGCUCCUCCUGUGGUCACCCCGUGGGCUGGACCCUUUUAUUUUUGCCUGUCUGUUCAUUUGGAGCUGCUAUCCCUUCCAGAACUCAGGCCAGGUUCGGGCUACCAGGGCACGUCAGAUGGCACGGCUGAGAGGACACAGCCUUGGUCUCUGGAGCCACCACAGCAAACCGAGCUGACCAGUGGCCAGGGCCUGAACUCUGCCCAGUCAUGUAAUGGGGGACGCCGUGCGGCUGCCCCUGGGGGUUGCUGAGACCUCAGAGACAGGAGCCAGUGGGUCCAGGACAGCAUUCUCAGAACUCAUGCGCUCUGCAAAUGUCAGCUGUCCCUGCCUCUGUGUCCCACUGGUGGCUUUCAGAGGAGCUGCACAAAUUGGGGGUGGACACGGAGCAGCCCAGGAAGCCGAGGCUGUUGAGGAAGGAGGGACCUUGGGAUGGGCCAGCACCAGAUCCUUGCGUCUGCUGGGCCCCUGCUGUGUGACCAGGGCCUGCAGCCUCCCCUGUCUGGCCUCAGGCUUCAUGUCACCACACACGAAGCUAGGCUUUGGGCUCUCCCCAACCCAGCCUCUCCAUGUUGGCACCAUGUUCCCAAAUCUGCUUCUGAGGACAAAGGAGGCCUCCGCCCAACUCUUCGUGUGUCACCCCCAUGAAUGCACUAGGAAGGAAGGAGGCGGGGGGUGGGGGGCCCCAGGGAAGGGCCAGGGAGGCGAGCAGGGAGGGAGUGCGCUCUGACAGGCCUUCCCCUGCUCUUACGUGAUCUGCCUCAAAACGAAGGCUCUGCCUCAGAAUCCAGUUUCUCUCCGGGGAGGCCCACCGAUGCGAAAUCUGCACAUUGCGGGGCUGCCUCUUGGGUGCAUUGGUGGCUUGCUCCCAGCAUGCUCCCGAGAGAGGGUGGUGGGUCGUGACCAAUGGGCUCUCCUGCCAGCACGUGGCAUGACUCAGGUGGCUCAGGCCUGUCCCAGAGCCCCUCAGGCUGACUGGGGUCCCAUGCAGGGCUGGCCCAGCCUCUGUGCGCCUUCUUUCAUGUCCUGAACGAGGCGCCAAGCUUGUAAUCAAAGAGGCAAUAAAGGACUCUCACUGGGU
Messenger RNA from Galeopterus variegatus (Sunda flying lemur), 2932 nucleotides. RefSeq names its product kelch-like family member 30 (gene KLHL30). The transcript is spliced from 7 exons. Lineage: Eukaryota; Metazoa; Chordata; Mammalia; Dermoptera; Cynocephalidae. The record is from RefSeq and is a predicted model, not a curated record. Bases 78 to 1817 code for a protein of 579 amino acids. Gene Ontology annotation, molecular function: protein binding.